Messenger RNA from Angiostrongylus costaricensis, 435 nucleotides. The record is from the annotation of a GenBank genome assembly. NCBI's taxonomy places the organism in Eukaryota, Metazoa, Nematoda, Chromadorea, Rhabditida, Metastrongylidae.
AUGGGGCAAACUCGUGUUCACGAGAACGCCGACGCCACCGACCCUUCCACUGGCGCAUGUUGCGAGGAAUGGUUCUUCUCCGGCCUCAUAGACGGCGUUGAAUCGGUGGCAUCGUCUCGUCUUGGUCAAGGCGAUGACGUCGUACCUUAUCACUCUCGCUUGCAUGAUCAAGUCUUCUAUCGAGGACUCCAAUGCAAGGCCAAUCUCACCAGUACCCAAAUGUUCCUGGAUCGUCUACGUAACACACGUUCAAACAGCGCGUACGUUGCGGAAUACUUCGACGGUACCGCGCUCUACACUAACGUGACGAAUUACUCCCCAAUGCAAGCCUUCCGCGAACUUCCUGUGCAACAAGCAAUUAGCGUACAUGGCUUCUCGAUUCAGCAACUCAUGAUUCAAAUUAGAGAGUUGGCAAUGGGAAAGCGACUGGCAUAA